Messenger RNA from Miniopterus natalensis, 965 nucleotides. Its product is annotated as arylamine N-acetyltransferase 1. The record is from RefSeq and is a predicted model, not a curated record. Gene Ontology annotation, molecular function: arylamine N-acetyltransferase activity. Lineage: Eukaryota; Metazoa; Chordata; Mammalia; Chiroptera; Miniopteridae.
UCAUGGACAUUGAAGCAUAUUUUGAAAGAAUUGGUUAUAAGAACCCUGGGAACAAACUGGACCUGGAAACAUUAACUGACAUUCUUCAGCACCAGAUCCAGGCCAUUCCCUUUGAGAACCUUAACAUUCAUUGUGGGGGACCCAUGGAAUUGGGCUUGGAGGCCGUUUUUGAUCAAGUUGUGAGGAAGAACCGGGGUGGGUGGUGUCUCCAGGUCAAUCAUCUUCUGUAUUGGGCUCUGACCACAAUCGGUUUUGAGACCACAAUGUUGGGAGGCUAUGUUUACAAUACUCCAGCCGACAAAUAUAGCAACGGUAUGAUUCACCUUCUGCUGAAGGUGACUGUGGAUGGCAGGGACUACAUCGUCGAUGCUGGGUUUGGACGCUCUUACCAGAUAUGGGAGCCUCUGGAGUUGAUUUCUGGGAAGGAUCAGCCUCAGGUGCCUUGCAUCUUCCGCUUGACCGAAGAGAGAGGAAUCUGGUACCUGGACCAAAUCAGAAGGGAGCAGUACAUUCCAAACCAAGAAUUUGUUAAUUCUGAUCUCCUGGAAAAGAAAAAGUACAGAAAGAUCUACUCCUUUACUCUUGAACCUCGAGCAAUUGAAGAUUUUGAGUCAGUUAAUGAAUACCUCCAGACGUCUCCAGCAUCUGUGUUCACAAGCAAGUCAUUCUGUUCUUUGCAGACCCCUAAUGGGGUUCACUGUUUAGUGGGCUUCACCCUCACCUUUAGAACAUUCAAUUAUAAGGACAAUAUGGAUUUGGUGGAGUUUAAGACAUUGAAGGAGGAACAAAUAGAAGGAGAGCUGAAAAAUAUAUUUAAGAUUUCCUUGGAGAGGAAGCUUGUGCCCAAACAUGGUGAUACAUUUUUUACCGUUUAGAGUGGGGACUAGAAAUGGUUUUCAGUAUUAUUUCAGGUACUGAAACUUUUUAUUUAAAAAUUUCCAAUAAAUGUAAAAGUAGAAUAAAAU